CUGACUAGCUCUAAGUCUGAUGUAACCUCUUUCUCAAUUCCAAGCAAUUUAGAUAUCUCUAUCGGUAUCGCAAGUGUUAAGGACUAUCGUCGAGUGGCAAAGACUUUGUUGCUCUCGUUUGAAGACGAUCCUUUCAUGAACUACAUUCUUAACACUUCGCAGAUUACCAAGGAGAAUACACCAAAGUCGGCCUACAAGAAGAAAAAGUUGGACUUGAUGCAAGCAUACUUCGAGUAUGACGCAUACGAGUGCAUCUCCUUGGGCGGAACUAUCUUCAUUGUCAAGGACAAUUCGUUUGAGGCUACCUUGGAUGACUUAGGCGUCAAGAAGUACAAAUUUCCCUAUCUUGGUGUUGCUCUCUGGAAUCAGAUCUACGGUGCUGACUGCAGCUCGUCCGGUUCUGAUUCCGAUGACGACAGUGGGGAGAUCUUUGCUUCGAGCAACUUAAGAUUCUUCGAUAACAUCCACCCUUCUUACUUCAAGUUCAAUGUUUAUUCUAUUCUUGGAAAUUGUAGAUCAAAAGUCUUGAAUGAUAAGCUCCCAUUCUUGACCAAAGUGAGAAAGGAGGUGUUAGUUAACAAGUUGAUUAAGAAGCCAGAAUUAAAUAGGAAUGGGCUGAUUGACAUUUGGUAUUUGAAUGAUAUUGCCACUUUGCCAUCAAUGAGAGGUAAGGGUUUGGGUAAGAUCUUGAUCCAUCACAGCUUGGAGGAGUUCAAGAAGCAAAACCCUUACACCUACGCCUAUUUGGAAAGUUCUAAUCCAAACAAUCGUAAGUUCUACUUGAAGUUAGGCUACAAGGUGAUGACAAGCUUUUCUAUCAAGUAUAACAAGAUUGUUGACAGCGACAAAAUUGCGGAGAUUGAUCCCAAGAAUGAAGCUAUCAACAUGGAUUCCAUGCUUUUCUUUCCUUAA
This is a messenger RNA of Scheffersomyces stipitis CBS 6054, 912 nucleotides long. RefSeq lists its product as uncharacterized. The transcript has a single exon. Lineage: Eukaryota; Fungi; Ascomycota; Pichiomycetes; Serinales; Debaryomycetaceae. The annotation marks the transcript as partial. Gene Ontology annotation, molecular function: acyltransferase activity, transferring groups other than amino-acyl groups. The record is from RefSeq and is a predicted model, not a curated record.